Molecule: messenger RNA, 864 nt
Organism: Rotaria sordida
Lineage: Eukaryota; Metazoa; Rotifera; Eurotatoria; Philodinida; Philodinidae
Source: the annotation of a GenBank genome assembly
AUGAAACUUCUACCACUAGAUGUAUCCGAUAAUGAUAAUAACGGUGAUUAUGGUUCAUUACAACCUAUUGAUUCACUACCACCACCACCAAAUACAAAAACAUUAAAAAUAAAACUAUUAAAAAAUACUUAUAAACCACUGUACGGUUAUGUGAUUUUAAUACCGGUAUUUAUACCAAGUCAAACAAUUUGGCCCUCACCAAUACCAGUAUUUUUGGAUCGAACACAGAUAUCGUACAUUGAUAGUGAAUUAGCUAAAAGAGAAUUUGAACAACAAGAUAAUAAUGAUGAUACAGAUAGUGAAGAAUCAACUCAUUUAAAACCAAAGACCAGAGGGAAUUUAUUUAGCAUCAAUGAUGUGGACAAACAUAAUCAAACUCAACAAUGGAUAAACGAACAGUCAAGUUCAUCGAUAUUUACGGAUGUUGAUGAGAAUGAAACUGAUGAACAAAUAAAUGAUGUUCAUGAUGAAUCUAUUGAUGCUUAUUCAGAAAAAACUGACCAACUCGAUCAAACUAGUUUCAGUCUUUAUGUUCAUCCAGUUCUUCAUUUCACUAAUCUCUCACCAAUUGAUAUUCAACGUUCAAUUGAUAAUAUCGAAAUAAUCGAUUUAAAGCCAAGUGAAUUUAAAAAAUUCACAUCUGGCAACAAACAUUCCACAUUAAUCUUCACUAUAUCAUGUUAUGAUAAUAUUAAAUGGGUAUCAGAACCAAUCGAUUUAAAAGUUGAAGAAAAAGCUGAUCAUAUUGAACGUCGGGUUAUUUUUCAUGAAGCUGCUUCUUCUGAUCCUCAACCAGUAUUGAGAGUGGUUUUACGUGUUGAUACAUUUCAUUCAUCGCAUGUUGUUUAUUAUUAUUUUCUAUGA